CACCGGAAGCCCGUCUCAGAGCAGCGCCUGCGCAGGCAGAGCUAGAGGGGAACUUGAGGCCGGGUGUCGCCUAGCGGGGUCGGAGCUGGCGGGUACCAUGCUGUCACCCGAGGCCGAACGGGUGCUGCGGUACCUGGUAGAAGUGGAGGAGCUCGCCGAGGCGGUGUUAGCGGACAAGCGGCAGAUUGUGGACCUGGACACCAAAAGGAAUCAGAACCGAGAGGGCCUGAGGGCCCUGCAGAAGGAUCUCAGUCUCUCUGAAGAUGUGAUGGUUUGCUUCGGGAACAUGUUUAUCAAGAUGCCUCACCCUCAGACAAAGGAAAUGAUUGAGAAAGAUCAGGAUCAUCUGGAUAAAGAAAUAGAGAAACUCCGGAAACAACUUAAAGUGAAGGUCAACCGUCUCUUCGAGGCUCAAGGCAAACCAGAGCUGAAGGGUUUUAACCUGAACCCCCUCAACCAGGAUGAGCUUAAAGCUCUCAAGAUCAUCUUGAAAGGAUGAAACUCAAGAACCAAGAUGGGAGACCUAAGACCAGCAUCCACACUGGGGUCAUGAAGGACCUAGGACUCUGUAACCUUGAAACCUAAAAGGACAGGAUUUACCCUGUAAAGGGACGGGUGUCAGGAAUUCAGCCAUGACUCCUGUCCGAAGCCUCUUUAUCUAUAGCACUUGGCUGCUCUGUGAUGGUGGGAGGGAACCCUUCACUUGCCAGUGUCUGCUUGGCCUAACCACUGGGGCUAGAUGGACACAAGACCCAUUGACAGGCCUUGGCAGCCACCAGUGAGUGUGUGGGGGUAUGAGAAUGACUGCAACAGGCACUUCUCAACAGUGGCCUGCUGUUCAGAUGGGCCCUGGGCAAGAAAGAAGGGCGAGGGGAAGAAUAGGAGCUUCAUUCCAGCAUUCCUCUAAGAAAAGGAGAAAGACAUUUUCAACAGAAUUAGAAUAAAAACAGGAGGCUCACAGGUGGUUUCUGAAAAAAGGACAGAAUCUUGGUGCUUCAUGGUUCACCACAGUCAUCUGUGGAGCAGACACACCAUUUUCCUCCACUGUCUCCAUUUUAGCCUGUGUUUUCUGCUUUCUCCCAUAUGGAGCAGAGUGGGCACUGCUUAUCAAUCCGCCGCAGCUGCUUUUUAGUCAGGAAGGCCUUAUAGAACCCUGCACCGGAGAUGAGUGAGGGGGGCUGCCCCUUAACGUGCUCUGUGCAUUCAGGAUGCCCCUCCACCACCUCUGAAAGCAGGUCCUGGGGCCAGUGCUGGUUUCAGAGUUCCCGUCUGCCUUCAGUGGUCUCGGGUCCUAAUGUAAAUGUGCUGUGAGGACAACACAGUGUCUUUCCUGUUCAUUGAGGGCUCAAUAAAUGUUCCCUGAGUGAAUGAA
Messenger RNA from Pteropus alecto (black flying fox), 1372 nucleotides. RefSeq names its product p53 and DNA damage regulated 1 (gene PDRG1). Gene Ontology annotation, biological process: protein folding. The transcript is spliced from 5 exons. Gene Ontology annotation, cellular component: prefoldin complex. The coding region runs from base 98 to 499 and encodes 133 amino acids. The record is from RefSeq and is a predicted model, not a curated record. NCBI's taxonomy places the organism in Eukaryota, Metazoa, Chordata, Mammalia, Chiroptera, Pteropodidae.